AUGGACAACGGUGAAUGGGCUGCAAUGAGAGACAUGUGGGCUAACCAAAUGUGGGCAAAUAGGGGUGCUGCCAAUGUAGAGGUGUACAAUCCCGAGGAGGUGUACCAGAACCAUCCUGUCAACAUUGUCUCCAUUGGUGACCAAGUGGCCGUUGCCAGGUUUCACUGGAAUGAUGCAUGCUCUGGUUUCAUGAAGAUUGACAAGGGGUUCAAGGACGUCCACCUGAAUGUUGUUGCAAGGAUGGUGACCACCUUCAGCGGGAGGCUGUGCUCAGGACAGCAAGUGUACAAUCACCUGAGGUAUUGGCGGGCAAGAUGGGUGAAGGUGUGCAAGCUCAAGCAAAUGAGUGGUGCUGGUUGGGAUGAAGAGAACUACAUGAUAACAGUCCAUGCCGAUCAAUACGAAGGACUCGUCAAGGCCCACCCUAAGGAUGUAGAGUUCCUGAACAGGCCCAUAGUUAACUACUAUCAGAUGCAAGUGAUCUUUGGAAGUGGCGUCGCUACAGGUAGGUAUGGAAUGGGGUCAGCUGAAGCGUUGGGAAGGCCAGGACAAGCAAAUGCUCUAGUGGAUGUCAAAGCCUAUGAGAGAGGUGAAGAGCAAAUGGAGAGGCCUGGAUUUGACAAAGAGAAGGAAGAUCAGGUGACACCAAAGAGGACACCAAAGAGGAUGAGGAACAAUGAAGAAGGAGGAUCAAGCGGCGGCGGUCUCGCAGAUGCUAUCACGGGACUCAGCAAUUCUGUGGCUGAAGGGUGUAAGGGGAUCAACAGGGUUGUCAUGGAUGUCCCUGGAUUCAGCAGAUACGAACUGAUGUGUGCCCUGGACCACUUCAUGGAAAGGAAAGCGGCAGCUCUGGUUUUUCUGGCCAUGACUGAGAGUGAUAGGCAGCUGUGGCUGAAGCGCUUCCUUGCCAAGAAUUACAACUGA
Messenger RNA from Miscanthus lutarioriparius, 924 nucleotides. The record is from the annotation of a GenBank genome assembly. NCBI's taxonomy places the organism in Eukaryota, Viridiplantae, Streptophyta, Magnoliopsida, Poales, Poaceae.